UAUUUUUAGUUAUAGAAUUUUGCCCUAUUUUGUUUUAAGCUGUACGCUUUAUACUGAAUAUUUUUGUUGUUAUUAAUUCAAACGUAUUUAUUUAAAAACAUUCACUAUGAGUUAUAUGUUGGGACAUUUGCAUAAUGGCUGGCAAGUCGAUCAAGCCAUUCUUUCGGAAGAAGAUCGUGUUGUGGUGAUACGGUUUGGUCAUGACUGGGACCCAACCUGCAUGAAAAUGGAUGAAGUGUUAUACAGUAUUGCAGAAAAAGUAAAGAAUUUCGCUGUAAUUUACCUUGUAGACAUCACAGAAGUCCCUGAUUUCAAUAAAAUGUACGAAUUGUACGACCCCUGCACAGUGAUGUUUUUCUUCAGAAACAAACACAUAAUGAUUGAUCUUGGAACGGGUAAUAAUAACAAAAUCAAUUGGACAUUAGAAGAUAAGCAAGAAAUGAUAGAUAUUAUAGAGACAGUAUACAGAGGGGCCAGGAAAGGCCGUGGUUUAGUAGUCUCACCAAAGGACUAUUCAACUAAAUAUAGAUAUUGAGAAUUUAUUGUAUUUAUUUUGGAUUAUAUCUUUGACUUUCCAAUGUUUGGAUGUGAAUGGUGACUUUUGAUCUAAGAUAUGUGUCAAAAGAAAUUGAGACCGGUCUUUAUAAAAUUUGUUUCAAGACUUCAUAAAGAAUAUGGAAACAA
Pieris napi is the source of this 684-nucleotide messenger RNA. It is a transcript of the gene Dim1, whose product is annotated as thioredoxin-like protein 4A. NCBI's taxonomy places the organism in Eukaryota, Metazoa, Arthropoda, Insecta, Lepidoptera, Pieridae. The record is from RefSeq and is a predicted model, not a curated record. The coding region runs from base 107 to 535 and encodes 142 amino acids. The transcript has 3 exons. Gene Ontology annotation, cellular component: spliceosomal complex; U5 snRNP; U4/U6 x U5 tri-snRNP complex. Gene Ontology annotation, biological process: mRNA splicing, via spliceosome.